This is a messenger RNA of Fundulus heteroclitus (mummichog), 9232 nucleotides long. RefSeq lists its product as uncharacterized. Lineage: Eukaryota; Metazoa; Chordata; Actinopteri; Cyprinodontiformes; Fundulidae. The coding region runs from base 170 to 5338 and encodes 1722 amino acids. The record is from RefSeq and is a predicted model, not a curated record. The transcript has 12 exons.
CUAAACAGGCCGGGGGACGGGGCAUCGUCAUCGGGUGAAGCAGUGGCCGCGCUCCGAUGUGACUGGGCUCAGUCACAAGUUGGUCCUCCCAGCUGAGGCUCCGGAGAAGAAGUUUGCUCUGUUGGUUGGUGACUCCCAUUUACGUGCUAUCGUAGAUGGCUUUGUCACCAUGCCAGAGGGCAAGUUCUCCUUUGGGUUCCUUGCAACCCCCGGGGCCUCUGCGGCUCAGUUGAGGCGUGAGGUGCAGAAGGCAGUUCUACCCCGGACUCCCGAGGUAGUCUGUCUGUUAGCACCCAGCAACAACUUGACCGCCAGCAGGACACCAGAGGAGGCAGCUGUGGACUUUGACAACUUGCUGACCACCAUCUGCAGCCGCUGGACUAAUGUGGUUGUUGUGGACUUUCCUCCACGUCUUGUUGUGGAGGAAAGUCUGCAGCUUCUGCUGCGACAGGCGUACCACCGGGUGGCUGUUAGGAGAAGUGUUCGGUACCUUUCUGUCGCUGAAUACUUCCCUCUGAGUCGUCUGGAGCUGUGGAGCAAGGAUGGCGUUCACCUGAGCGACAGUCCUGGGAUGGAGGUUCUUGCCCAGUUGCUGUGGGUUGCCACCUACACGCAGCUGGAAGCAAGUGAACCGAAAUCUCCAGCUCCUGUGAUGGCCUCCCCUCCCCCGGUCAGAAGUUCCCCCCCUUCUAGGCUGGUGGUGGUCGGCGAGGUGGCUUCUCCACAUCUUUCCAACCCCUUCGAAUGGACACUCGUGGAAGGUGGCCAAAAGCAGCAGGUCCAGGGUGAUGUCAGUCCACACACCAGCAAGAGGAUGGUUGACCAACAGGGAGACCUGCUGGACUCUUCCAUUCCUCCAAAUCCUGUGUGGUUCAGCCCGGCGUUGCUGGAGGAGAUGGAUCGGAUCGUCCCCUCGUCUGGCUGUGACUUCCUGGAACCCACUUGUGCUCCGAAGGGGAAGAAGACCGAGGGAGCGCUGCCUGACAAGACCAGGCCCGUCCAUCACCAGCCAAGGAGAGAAGUCCCUCCGACCGAGGACUGUGCGCUGGAACCUGCCGUUUGCGGUUCACCAGUCCGGUCUGUGAGGGCUACACAUUCCCAGGCGGACAGGAAAUAUGGUAUUUUUUCACGUAACCAUCAGUGUGCAUGCAUGGCUCUGACCUUUUUGGCUUAUCACAAUGAGGGGUUGCAGUUUGACAAAGUGUUACUUGACAGAGUGCUUGAAAAAGGAGAUGCACUGUAUGUUGGUACAAAACAGCAGCUCAUGUUGGAUGGUACAUUUACUGACGAUCACUUGACAGUGGAAGAGAUGCCCAGACAAGUGUUGACGGACAGGAACAUCUACACUGUACACACAACAGGUAUUAGAGUUGGUUAUGUCUUCCGUCAUAAUGACAGCCCUCCAACAUCGAGACGGUUGGGUUUGGAUCUUGCCUCACAACUGGAGUGCCUGUCUGAAAAUGUGACCCAUGCUUUCCUUCUGGUCACCCCAGAGUUCAUUGCAGUUUUCCGUGACGGAGACGGUAGGUUUGGAGUUUUCGAUUCUCACUCACGGAAUUCAGCAGGCCUCCCCCACCCCAACGGAACAGCAAUAAUGAAGACUUUUAGCAACUUGACGCUAAUGGUCCAGCAUCUUUACAAACUCUUUCAAAACCGCGGCCCCCGUGCUAGUUAUGAGUUUGUCCCAGUCGGAUUUGUCAAUGAUUGUGAUGAUGCCCCUCCUCCCAUGUUGGACUCUGUGAAUAUUUCACCAGGACCCACAGAAGCAAGACCAGAGGUGCAAAAACCAGAAAGCACUUCUGACCAAGAGGAAAUGCCACCUUGGCUUUGUGAUGUAGCCAACACAGUAGAGGAAACCUUCCCAACAGUCCCAGAUGUGACCAAAAUGCCUAAAGCCAGGAGGCAAAAGGUAAAGCAAAGGAUCCAAGCACAAUUCAAACAAAGUACAUCCAAAAAAGAAAGGUAUGACACAUAUCCAACCUUCAACUUAACAAAACAACAAGCCUUGAAAAAAAGAGAUUUCCGGCAACAAGACCACAGGAAGGACCAGAUCACCAGCAAAUACAAGACUGACCCUGCCUUUCGUUUGAGACAAAUUAAUUACGUAAAGGAAAGAUACAGGACUGAUCGCGCCUUCAGAACAAGACAGAAAAUGUACAUAGGGAGCCAUCUAAGAGCAAAAUACAACAAGGAUCCUUCCUACCGAAGCCAAAAAAGAGAAUAUAUCAGGGCACGUUACAGCAACAAUCCCACCUACCGCGCCCGACACAACAAAUACGUGACAGAACACUAUAGCAACAAUCCCGCCUACCGAAGCCGACAGAAAAAAUAUGUGACACAACACUACAGCAACAAUCCCGCCUACCGAAGCCGACAGAAAAAAUAUGUGACACAACACUACAGCAACAAUCCCGCCUACCGAAGCCGACAGAAAAAAUAUGUGACACAACACUACAGCAACAAUCCCGCCUACCGAAGCCGACAGAAAAAAUAUAUCAAGUUAAGAUAUGAAGAUCCCAACUUCAGAGCCAGACACAAAAGACUCAUGAGGAAGUAUAUGAGCGAAAAGUAUCGCACCAAGUUAGCAUUCAGGGUUCAACAUAUUAAAAAAUGUACCAUCAACAAGAAACUAAAGCUGUCAAAGGAAGCGCUUUCCAACCAUUGGAAAUUGCGGUGUGCUCUGCGAAUUCGUAGGAAAUACAGGAGGAACUUUGGCAACCACCAGGAAGCUCCAAAGCCUCAGAUCAGCCCAGAAAUGAACGCAGCAAUAAAGAAAUUCCAGGACAGAAUUCGCCAUGGACCCACAUACGUCUGCACGGUGUGCCACAGAGCUCUCUUCCCAGGUCAAGUGAAACAUUGUAACAGGGGUAAGUAUAAAAAGAACAUGAGAGUGGUGGCUGAGUGCUUAACGGGUACUUAUGUACACGUCUGUGGAUCUGCAUGCUCUGCCCCAUGUUCUGUACCUGAGGACAGGAUGCAGGAAUGGAUCUGCUACACAUGUGACAACCACCUAUUUAGAGGAGGGAUGCCACCAAUCGCCGCUGCAAAUGGCUUGCAUCUGUCACCCAUUCCCCCGGAGCUUGCUGGGCUGAAUGUGCUGGAAAGGCAGCUAAUAUCCAAAAUUAUCCCAUUUGCAAAGAUCGUUUCUUUGCCAAAAGGACAGCAAAAAGCAGUACAUGGAGCUGUUGUAUGUGUUCCUUCUGAGAUGGAAACAACUGUCAACAGUCUCCCACGGCCCAGCACAGAAGCCCAGCUCUUACAGGUCAAGCUGAAGAGAAAAAUAAAAUUCAAAGGACAUCAGUACUUCUACACCGUCAACAUGAAGAAUGUGCUGGCUGGUCUGGCCACACUUAAACGGACCCAUCCCGAUUACAGGGAUGUUACUGUAAACGAAAGUGCUGCCUUUGAUUUUCAAGAGGAUGAGCCAACCGAGGAGUCUAUCCCUGAAUCUGACCAUGAUUCGGAUGUGGCAACGGAACAACAACCUGAGCACAUAGGGGAAGAGCAUCAGGCUCUUCGGCCUGGUUUAGUCUUGGACACCUGUAUGCAGCCCCCCGACCUGGCACAGGAAGUCCUUUCUUAUGGAGAUGGUAUUUUCAGCAUCGCUCCUGCCCAAGGAAACAAACCUGUUUCCUUCUUCGGUGUUCCCAGGCUUGAAUCCAUGGCUUACCCUGUGCAAUUCCCCACUGGAAGAAACACCUUGGAUGAAGCCAGGCGAGUCAAGCUGUCUCCGAGUAUGUAUUUCAAUGUACGUCUUUUCUCGGUAGACACUAGGUUUGCGGCAGACCAGAGCUAUCUUUUCUUUGCUCAGUUUGUCACUGAGACCCACAUGGCCAACAACAGCAUGUCUAUCCAAACACGGAAAGGGAAACCGACGACCAAAGAUGGACGGAACAUUUCCAGUAAAAUGCUCCAGGAUAAAGAAGAGGUGGAAACGCUAAUCCAGAAUAAAGAGGCCACCCGUUUCAUGCAACCGUUACGAGGCACUCCAGCUUAUUGGGAAAAAGGCCUCCGUGAUUUGCAUGCCAUGGUUCGGCAGCUUGGAAAACCUACCUUCUUUGUGACCUUCUCCGCGGCUGAAAUGAGAUGGCCAGAGUUCAUUGAGGCCAUCAAAGCUCAGCAUGGAGAACAGGUAGCGUUUUCAGAUCUUGACUGGAAUGCAAAGUGCGAUAUUCUUAGAAGCAAUCCGGUCACUGUCAUGCGCAUGUUUGAGAAGAGAGUGGACGCGCUUUUCACAGACCUCAUUCUUUCCCCAGCACAGCCUCUUGGACCUGUUGAGGAUUACUUUUAUCGUGUGGAGUUUCAGGCAAGGGGUUCACCUCAUAUACAUGCAGUGAUCUGGAUUAACGAUGCACCCGAGAUGGAAGACCCGGCAUGUUGCGAUGGAGUCAUAAAUUUCAUCGACCGCUACAUUUGCUGUCAACUGCCCGAUGAAACCGCAGACCCCGAGCUCCAUAAAAUUGUCAAGGAGGUUCAGAUGCACAGCAGAAAGCAUUCGAAAUCGUGCAAGAAAGGAAACGUCGAAUGCCGAUUUGGAUUCCCCAAACUACCGAUGGAAAGAACCACGAUCACUGUCCCUCAGUUCGAUUUGGAUUUGGAAGAUGACGUGAAAAAAGCUGAGCAAGUAAAGGAAAAGAAAGGUCGGAAGAAGUCCAAAAAAUCCAGAUCCAGAAUCAUCUCUACACUACAAACGGUGGCUAAGAAGAAGCUGAAGCCUGUAAGGGAUUUACUUAUGGACGAAAAAUCAUCUUUCAAGGAUUUGUCGGAGCUACUCCAGGCUUGUAACAUGACCAGGCAGGAAUACAGGUACUAUGUUGACGCUCUCACUUCUGGGAUGGUGGUAAUGAUGAAGCGGGACCCCAGGGACACUUGGGUAAACGGUUACAACCCAGUUCUCCUCCGUGCGUGGAAUGCCAACAUGGACAUUCAGUAUGUGCUUGAUGAGUACAGCUGCAUCGAGUACAUGAUGUCCUACAUAGCCAAGCCAGAGCAUGAAAUGGCACAGUACCUCAAGUCUGUCGUUGAGGAUCUGAAGAAGUCCAAUGUCAACCAGCAGGAUGAGAUGAAGAAGAUCAUGCAGGCUUAUUCAAAACAACGAGAGGUCAGUGCUCAGGAGUCUGUAGCACGCACCUGCAGUCUACCUCUUAAGAAGUCGUCACGUAGUGUCAUUUUCAUUCAAACGGGUGAAGACGCUGUGAAAAUGAGUCUUCCAAUGAGCAGACUCAUGAACAUGGGCCCAGAUGAGGAGGAUAUCUGGAUGAAAGGAUUGCCAGACAAAUACGUCAACAGACCUCAAAAUGUGGAAUUUGAAGACGUGUUUGGCUGUAUUUGUCUCUGAAUACAGGGUCCUGUAUGGUAGGCAAAUUGAAGGACCCAAUGCAAUCCCUCUCUUAAACGAAGCCGGAUACAUCCAGAAGAGAACAGUGGGAAAGCCAGCCGUCAUUAGAUUCACUCGUUUCUCCGAAAAGAAACAGCCGGAAAAAUUUUACAGGCGGCUCCUGAAGUUGUACUUGCCACACAGGAGCGACGAGGAUCUCAAAAGUCAGGAACACCCAUCUUAUGAAACCUUCUACAACAAUGGACGUCACCGUAGGUGGAGUGUCAAACAAUGGGUAGACUUUAAUCGGAAGAGGUAUGAAGGACAAGGGAAAAAAAUCGACAAGAUCAUGGAAAAAAUGAAAAAGCAAGGACCAGUUCGGAAUGCUUGGAACACUUUUGCGCCCGAGGUUGAAGUCGAGCGUUUGGAAUGUGUUGCGCAGCGGCCAGUGGUGGAACAAGACGAAGAGCAGGACCCGGUUCCCGAAUACCAAAUGGAUGUAACCCUGCCGGCGAUUGAAGUACCUAAACUGAGCCCUGACUUUGUGCGACAAAUGUUCCGCAGUUUAAACCAGACUCAGUCAUCCAUAUUCUAUGCCAUUCGUCAUUGGUGCCUGCAGCGUGUCUGGGGUCAGAACCCAGAACCCUUCUUUUACUUCUUGACGGGAGGAGCCGGGUGUGGUAAAUCGCAUGUCAUCAAAUGCGUUUACCAGGAGGCAACUAAGCUUUUGCGUCAGCUUCCUAGAUUGCGGGAUGUCGGUGACAUGUCUCAGCCCACUGUGCUCCUCACCGCUUUCACUGGGACUGCGGCGUACAACAUUUCAGGCAAGACUUUGCAUUCCAUCUUGAAGCUCCCCAAAAGCUUGAAGCCACCUUAUAAGGGACUUGGAAAUGCCCUGGAUGAGGUCAGAGCAGUUCUUUCCAAUGUGGAGAUCUUGAUUAUUGAUGAAAUCUCCAUGGUUUCUAAAGAACUAUUGGCAUAUGUUCACUGGAGAUUUCAGCAGAUCAAAGGGAACACAAGGCCGUUUGGUGGGGUCUGUGUUCUUGCGGUGGGAGACUUUCACCAACUGCCCCCCUUGGGAGCUUCAAGACCUCUUUGUGUCAUGGAGGAUGGUGUACUUGAUCUCUGGAAUGAGAAUUUCUGCCUAGUAAGUCUAACCGAAAUCAUGCGGCAGAAGGAUGACAAAGUCUUUGCUGAGCUGCUUAACCGGCUUCGCGUCAAAAGGAAAGCUGAUGAUCUCAGUGAAGAGGACAGAGCUUUGCUGACGCGGUGUGUUGCAGAUCCCAAGGAUUGUCCCUUGGAUGUGUUGCACAUAUUUGCAACCAACAAACAGGUGGACGCACACAACGCUGCGGUGGUUGCCUCUUUAGGUACAGCGAUUGUGGACGUUCACGCAGAGGACUACAGGAGAGAAACCAAAACAGGAAACAUGGUUAGUUUGGGCAGUUGCGUUAGGGGCAAAAGUCGAGAUUUGCGCGACCACAUACAAGCUGGAUUGGGUAUUAGAGUUAUGAUAACGAGGAACCUGGAUGUAGAGGAUGGCCUGGUGAAUGGAACCUUUGGAACAAUAGCCGACAUCGUUACGGACACCAUAGACGGAACGGUAACUGUGAAACUGAUCGGACUGAGACUGGACAAUUCCACGGCUGGACGGACCAAAAGGAUGCGUGGUAAACCUGACGACUUGGUAUACGUUGAGAGAUUCAAGGAGCAAAGCAGCAUAAAAGGAGUGGUGCGACGGCAGUUUCCACUUAAAUUGGCCUUUGGGUGUACGGCACACAAAGUACAGGGGAUGACCAUGCAGUCGGCAGUUGUUUCUUUAAAACGUAUCUUUGAACCUGGCAUGGCUUAUGUGGCAUUAAGCCGUACCACUUCUUUGGAAGGGCUUAAAAUCAUCGACUUUGAUGAGAAGAAGAUCUACGCUGAUGAAAGUAUCACAGCAGCUAUGGAUACGAUGAGGCGAGCAUCGUUCUUGAACACCAGCCCCCUGCUGCAUUUCCCAUCAAGUCCUCAGCACACUACAUUGAAAAUCGUCCACCACAAUGUCGAAGGUCUUGUGUGUCACUAUGAGGACAUGAAGCACCAUCAUGAACUGGGAUUGGCCGAUAUUCUGUGUCUUACGGAAAGUCAUUUGUUUGGAUCUUCUUGUCCAGCUUCUUUGCAUAUGGAGGGUUAUUGUUUGUUUGCGCGCAACAGACAUGUCUCCUACUCUAGCAGAGCUGACAUUGCUACCAAGGAAGGGGGGGGAGUAGCAACUUACUGCAGGAGCAUUCUCCAACCUGAAGAACGGAGAUACUUUCACAAUGUUACAGAUCUUGAGUACAAUGUGAUUAGAUUGGACGCUCCGAUAUCCGUCCUUGUUGCUACAGUUUACAGGCCACCCAGUUAUGAUCUUGCCAGCUUCCUGAAAAACAUUCACAGCUUCUUAGAUGGUCUUAAUUAUUUUGAUAUUCAGCCGGUUGUUGUAUUGGGAGACUUCAAUGAGGAUCUUCUCUCUCCGGGAAGAAAAGCAAUCAAGGAGUUGUUUGAAAUCAAAGGGUUCACCCAGCUCAUCUCGGAUCCAACAACGGAAAAGCGCACCCUGAUUGAUCACAUUUACAUAUCUCGCCCAGAAUAUUGUGUCCAGUCAGGUGUGUUGCAGACGUAUUACAGUUACCACAACCCGGUAUACUGUAUUUUGUCUUCUUUCUCAGCUGCUGCCUCUCCUUGACUUUGUGAAGUGGAAAAUGUGAUUGGGCAGGACUAUGUUGCUUUGUUCUUGAUUUAAUAGUCCCCAAUCACAUAGCACAGUUGACUGUUAAGGCCCUCUUAAUAGUUUGAGUCUAACCAUGAGCCUGCACUUGUGCAACUUUUUGCUGAGCAAUGACUGCUCUCAAUAUGUUUUAUGGCACAAUUUGUUUCUCUUUCUUAGCAGUGCUCCCAUUAGACUUUCCUUUGGUGGUGGUUGUUGUUGUUGUUGUUGAUGAGCCACUACUUGUACAGAGCUAUGCAGAGCACCGUGUUCCAGAAUGGCCAUUUUCCGCUCCGUUUAUUAUCUGGGAAUGUGUAUUUAUUUCUCCUCUCCGGAGUCUUCUCAUCUUAUGUCUGCUGCAGAAUCUUCUCCUAUCUCUGCUGCAGACUUUUCUCCUAUCUCUGCUGCAGACUUUUCUCCUCAUCUCUGCUGCAGACUUUUCUUCUAUCUCUGCUGCAGACUUUUCUCCUCAUCUCUGCUGCAGAUUUCUCUCCUAUCUCCUGCAAACUUUUCCCCUUCAUUUCUGCUGCAGACUUUUCUCUAUCUCUGCUGCAGACUUCUCUCCUAUCUCUGCUGCAGACUUUUCUCCUCAUUUCUGCUGCAGACUUUUCUCCUAUCUCUGCUGCAGACUUUUUCCUCAUCUCUGCUGCAGACUUUUCUCCUAUCUCUGCUGCAGACUUUUUUCCUCAUCUCUGCUGCAGACUUUUCUCCUCCUAUCUGCUUUCUCUACUUUCCGCCCUGUGCAUGCUUCAGCCUCUUCUCCCUGUCUCUUUUUUUCCCCAAGUGUUAGUCUCUUUUGCAGGUUGCGCAAGGUGAAACGCAUAGGUUGGUGCUUGGUGAACGUGAAGAUUAACCUGGUAGACCUGGAAGGCAACCCACCAUUUGCAGCAAGGUCAUGUUGGAUGCUGAGGUCUAUCAGGAGGAGUUCUUUGUCAACAUUUAAAGCUUUUGAGUAGAAUUUGCACUGGACUGAGUUUGCCGUGGACUAAAGGAGAGACCAGAUUGCCCUGUGACUGGCCGUAGUCUUCAGUUGGGCUUGCCAACCCACGGUGUAGACAAGAAGAUUGACCAUCCCAUUGAAUCCUGUGUGGUUUAGCCCAAAGUUGCUGAAAGAAGUGGACCUGAUCGUUCCUGCCUCUGGCUGUGUCACUCCGCUACCUACAUCUUCUCCAAGGGGGAAGAAG